AAAAAAGAGAAGAAAAGAAUAUAAGAAGGGUCCGACCCUAACAACAUGCCUUCCCCUAUGUGCCUUUUUUCUGUUCGGUGACUGACUAUUUAGUAACGACAUGAGUUUGGAGAACAGUAAAACUGAAAACUCUGACGAACACAAAGCCAAAUCCUUCUUUGAUGUUUAUGGCCCUGAGGCGCGAGCAGAUAUUGUUUUCAACAAACCAGAAGCCAACUCAACCUUGAAUCUUCAAGACGUGCAAGGACUUGUCACCUGGGUGCUUGCUGAUGGGUUCAUGCCAUCAUGGGUUUUUAUCAAAAAUAAGCCUUUGAUCCCUAAAGUGGUAAUGCUGUAUGUCCCUGGCCUCAAUGCAUCUCUAUAUCUAUCACAGUCUAAAGUGCUCAAAGGUUUCAAAGAAUGCUGUGGUGUUCCAAGGCCAGUUUUAGCUCUCAGAUAUAGUGGAAUUACCUGUCAGAUGUUGGAAGAUGUGACUACCACUCUUAAAGAUAUCCAGGAGGAGUUCUUGAAACUGGUUCACAAGGAGACCAUUCUGGUUGGGCAUUCCUUGGAAAAUGAUUUGCUAGCCCUGAAGAUCAGUCAUAGUUUGGUAAUUGAUACCGCUGUGUUGUACAAGCAUCCAAGAGGAACCUACAAAGCUGCUCUUCGUGUUCUGAGUAGCAGAUUUCUUGGCAGGGAGAUACAGGACUCAGGCAAUGGGCAUGAUAGCGUUGAAGAUGCUAAAGCUACAUUGGAACUGGCACUAUUAAAAAUAAUAAAUGGGAAAAUCCAAAACUUUGCGUCUGGUGCCAUUUCCAGCAUCCCUGUUGACCUACAUCUUCAUUCUGCAGAUGAAGGGCCUGAUUUUGGGAUACCUCCAUCUCAACAAUUAUUGCGGCGGAAGCUUCUUUCAGUUCUGAGUGACUAUGGCAAAGGAUCCUCAAUGGUUGAUAACAUAUCUACAGUGAGGAGAUAUGGUGCUGAAUUGUCCAAUACAAUUCCAGUAUCAUCUGAUGAUGAAGCUCUUUCAAAAGCCAUUAAAGAGGUCAGGAAUGAAAAAGUACAGUUUGUCUGGACGCAAUUUGCAGAGCUCUAUGCAUAUUUGAGGAAGCAAGCAGAUGACUCUGAGAAGCUAAAUAAAAAGUUGGCAGAAAUGAUAGCAUUGCUGACUUGUGAGGAACAGUCUAAUAACAGAAAAAGCAUCAAAUUUGAUGUCACUCCUGAACUGAAGGAUAUCUUAAGCCGUAUGAAUCGCAGAGUCAAGAGCAUUUACUCCAAUCUUCCUCUAAAUGCUAUGCUUAUUAUUUGCACUGGUCAUGGAGACACUGCAAUAGUUCAAAGAGUGAGGAAGAUCUUGUCAGAGCAGACUGAUUCCUCGAUGUCCCGUGAGAAAGUUGUUAAAGUUUUGGAAGAGUUGCAGGCGCAAGCUGAAGUUGGUCUGUGCUUUGUAGGUGUCAGACACUAAGUCAUAUUUCUCAUCCGAUCAUACUACAUCUAUAUUCUAACUCCUAUUGCAAGCACCUCUAUUUACCCGGUUUAUCAACGGUUCAAAUAGAAUAGGAAUCUGCAAAAUGAGGCAAUUCCCUCCGAGUGAAAUUCAUUCAAUGUAAAGUUAGCUCGUAAUGUGUAUACUUGUAUAUGUGAGGUACCUUGCUGCCUUCCAUCGUCUCUGCGGCCGUUAAUGUGGAACUGAACUGCAUAUUAUAGUUGUACGUCCAAGUUAGUACA
Messenger RNA from Capsicum annuum, 1707 nucleotides. Its product is annotated as small RNA degrading nuclease 5. Gene Ontology annotation, cellular component: nucleus. Lineage: Eukaryota; Viridiplantae; Streptophyta; Magnoliopsida; Solanales; Solanaceae. Gene Ontology annotation, molecular function: exonuclease activity; nucleic acid binding. The record is from RefSeq and is a predicted model, not a curated record.